Molecule: messenger RNA, 1073 nt
Organism: Mangifera indica (mango)
Lineage: Eukaryota; Viridiplantae; Streptophyta; Magnoliopsida; Sapindales; Anacardiaceae
Product: cyclin-dependent protein kinase inhibitor SMR10-like
Exons: 1
Coding region: 374-916 (180 amino acids)
Biological process (GO): regulation of DNA endoreduplication
Source: RefSeq, a predicted model, not a curated record
AGGGAAAGAGAAAGUGUGAAUGUAUGUAUAUAUGUUGCAUUGGAUCCUUCGCUGAAGUGGGUUUCAAAAAGCCUCUCUCUUCUUCAACCUUCUCUCUCUCUCUCUCACUCAUCUCAAUUUUCAUCUAGAACACUAGUGGCUUGAGAGCUACAGUCCAAACAAGUUGAAAGAGAGAAAUGAAAUGAUAUUGGCCAGUAGUUACACUAAAUAAAAAAUCAAAAAAUGAAGGCGAUGUGGUGAUUCUAUACAUCUGAGGAAGCCAUUCGCCUUUCUCUUCUCUCUUAGAGUUCUCAGUCUAUAUAUUAUUCUUGUUGUCGUUUUGUUUUGGUUGCAUCUUUGGCCCAAUUCUUGUCUUUUCAAUCGUUUUCUCUUCAUGUUCUCGAAAUUCAAAUCUUAUUCAAUUAUGGGUGUGUCCGGUUCCGAAAUGUUUCUCUCUGAUGAGAAAGAUCUAAAUUCUUUGGAAUUAAAUUUCUUGGCAAAACCAAGACCAAGAGUACCAGCCUUACAAUUUCAUCAAGAUCACGACCGUCACAACAAUAUUGCAACUUUGCAAAAUGCCGAGCUUUGUGAAGAGAAAGAUAAAGCAAAAGAAGAGAAACAUCAAGAAGAUAAAUGCAAGGGUUUUGCACCUUCUUUGAAGAUACAAUUGCCUUCUCUAGGAGAAUUCAAGGUUGAAGAAGACGGUGAUGGUUUCAAGACUCCGACAUCUUUGGAUCACAAAAUCCCAGUGAUCCUUCAAUGUCCACCUGCACCAAGAAAACCAAAAUCACGUCCAUUGCCAAAGAGAAAAUUGCCACACCAACGAAGAAUUUUUCACGAUCUGUCAAAUGAGAUUGAAGCUUUGUUUCCUCCAGCUCUUCGAGCAGAUCUCGGAAAGAAGAUUAAGAAAGUUAGACAAGAAACUCAACCUAACUGAUGCUCAUUAUCGACGGUUCGUGUAUGCUCCUCUGUGAAAAAGUUAUUUCUUUCCUUAAUUACUUAUCUUUCUGUCUAAUUUUCAUGUAAAACGGCAGUUGGAAUUGGUACUAUCAAUGCUUUAUAUGCUAAAUCUUGUUCGUAUGUUUCCACAUUUA